AUGGGCUCGCCGUUCCUCGGAGAAACAAAACGUCUCUAUGGUUGGCUACGCGUCGUAAAACGGAAGCGCGUGAUUUUACGGCGGGGCUGCGAUUGGCUGGACCGCCGGCAAGCGUGCAAGAAGGAGGAGGAGGGCCGCCGGAAGUGGCCUGCGCGCGUGAGUCCUUGGCGGAAGAGCGGUGCGUCCACGUGGGGAGGAAGAGCGGAGCGUGCGGCGCUUAGGUGGGAGAUCCUGUUAGAGUCGGAAGGGAUCCCGAGGGUCAUCUAGCCCGACCCCCUGCAAUGCUGCUUGCAGGGGCUUGCCUCGCCUUGCAGGCGCCUGGAGCCCGUGUGGGCUGGGAGGAGGAGGGGCGGGGGUCGUGGUUGCGGCUGCAGCCUUGCUGUGCUUCUUUGCAAAGCCCCGGGUUGGGCGCCUGCUUCUGAACCUCCCUUGAACCUCCUGGCUGUUUAUGGAGCGGGAGUGUGUUGGGAAAUACGUGGCUCUUAGCUUGGGGUGUGGAACGCACUUACUUGCGAGUAAACCCCAUUCAACUCGGUGAGGCUUACUCCUAAGGCGAUGCGUGCUAUUAAAACGACCCACUUCCUCAUAUGUUGGUUUUUGCCGUUGAUUAUGAAGUCAUACUAAAUACAGUGGUACCUCAGGUUACAGACACUUCAGGUUACAGACUCCGCUAACCCAGAAAUAUUACCUCGGGUUAAGAACUUUGCUUCAGGAUGAGAACAGAAAUCGCGGCUGCAGCGGGAGGCCCCAUUAGGUAAAGUGAUAUCUCAGGUUAAGAACAGUUUCAGGAUAAGAACGGACCUCCAGAACGAAUUAAGUUCUUAACCUGAGGUACCAUUGGUUUUUUUUUUUUUGACAGGGGCAGGUUUUUGUCCCUACACCCGAAGCACUGUGGUUUGUUGUUAUUUUUUAAAGAAACACAACGAAUGUUGGAAGCACAAGAUUCAGAUCGCUUUUUGGGUUUUUCGAGGCUAGGCAGUGUCGCUGUGCACAUUUUGGGAAAUGGUGUGGGAGAAGAAAGGGAGAAGAUAAGCUUUUGAGGAAGGUAGCAGCAUCAAAAGUUUGGGGUUUAGGCUUUUGCAACACUGCCACUGCAGAGUGGUCGUUUUCCCACCCAAAAUUGCCAGGAGCCUCAAGUACCUGGUUGGGGAGGGGCCCUGGUCCCUAGGGACUAAAAAUAAUUGGUGUUACAUGGUGUUGGUUUCAAGGUUGCAUAGUUGGGACAAUUCUCUGCCCUUCAUAGAACCUUAAAACUACAGUCGUUGCAGCAGCAAAAGUCAUAUCUGAGGCUGUCUCCCUUAAUGUAAUGUCCUCUAGAUACUCUCGACUACAGUUUUCAUCACUCCUGAUCGUUGGCCUUGCAGGCUUGGGCUGAUGGGAAUCAAUAGUUCAAAACUUCUAGAGGACACCAGGAGGGAAGGCUGGUUUAAGGGCUGAAGAGUAGCUCUUAUAUAAUCGUUUAACAGUUUUCAUUACCUAAAAAUGAAAUUUUUACUAUACUGAAGAGUAAAUAACACUUCAGUAUAAGUUUAGUGUAAUAUUUAAGUUGAAAGUGGUGUAAGGAAGAUAGUGGUGGGUGAAGAAAUAGCUGUUCCCCUUCUCCCUUUUUUAAAAAUAAAAAAAACAGUACUUGCUAUAUGCCCUUUCACAACACUGAUACAAUGCCUGUGAUGAUUUGAGUAUUUAGGUAAGGUUUUGGUUCACUUUCAUGAGCCAAAUGAUAAAGUUGUACCAUUUUAAAGAAUUAUGGUUCAAGCUAAAGGUUGCUUCACUCCUUGAAUAGUACUUCAUUUCUUAAUUUCACCUUUUGUUGGAAUAAAGUUGUGUUGUAUAACGGAAUUGAAAUGUAGGGAGUCUUAUUCAUUUACCAGGUGUCUUAGACCAGGGGGCGGCAAAGUUUACCUCACCUGGGCCAGUUCACUCUAGUGAAGAUUACUCUGUGGGCUGGAGCACCUGCGCCUGCGAUUUUCUGCGUCUGCCGAGACGUAAUUUCCAGCACCACAGAAGUGAGUCCCCGCACCGUGCUGCGCCAGUUUAGUGCAGCGAGCAGGGACUCAAGUGGGUGGCUUGGUUCGGGGGCAGUUAAAUGACCCCCAUGGGCUGCUUGUGGCCCAUGGGCCUUAGGUUGCCGUCUCUUAGACUCAUGGUGGCCCUUGGCAGACUAGUACCUUCCUACUCCCUCAUUUAGUUCAUGAAUGUGGUAGACUUGCUGUCUAAAACUACAAGUACAGUGGUGCCUCGCAAGACGAAAUUAAUCCGUUCCGCGAGUCUCUUCGUCUUGCGGUUUUUUCGUCUUGCGAAGCACGGCUAUUAGCGGCUAUUAACGGCUUAGCGGCUUUAAGAAAAAGGAAACAAACUCGCAAGAACUCGCAAGACGUUUUGUCUUGCGAAGCAAGCCCAUAGGGAAAUUCGUCUUGCGGAACGACUCAAAAAACGCAAAACCCUUUCGUCUAGCGAGUUUUUCGUCUUGCGAGGCAUUCGUCUUGCGGGGCACCACUGUACAGUGGUACCUCAGAAGUCAAAUGGAAUCUGUUCUGGAAGUCUGUUCAACUUCCAAAAUGUUCAGAAAUCAAGACACGGCUUCCGAUUAGCUUCAUGAAGCUACUGCAGCCAGUUGGAGCCCCAUUAGACAUUCGGGUUCCAAAGAACGCUCACAAACCAGAACACUCACUUCCGGGUUUGCGGCAUUCGGGAGCCAAAACCAAGGUAUGACUAUCUGUUUGAUUCAUAUGCAAUAGUACCUCGGUUUUUGAGCGUCUCAGAAGCCGAACAUUUCAGAUGCCAAAAACCUGGAAGUAAAUGCUUUUGUUUUCGAACACCUCGGAAGUGGAAUGGCUUCCGCUGCAUGUUUUUCAAUUUCCUCCAUUGAAUUUGCAGCCAGCCCUUUUGUGCCUCAGUUUUUGAACAUUUUGGAAGUCAAACUUCCAGAACGGAUUACGUUCGAGAACCAGUGUACCACUGUAUUGCAGCUGCUGUGUGGAAGCCACAGGAACAGCUAAGGAAUCAAAUAUAUCUGUGCAUCUAGUUUUUGGAUGGUUGGUGCAACUGAAAUGUGAAAAAAGAUUUUUUUUUUAUGGGAGAAAAAAAUCUCUUGUUAACAGGAAUUUUAUGAGGAUUAAAUGAUUGUUUGAUUUCAAUAUCCUAAAAAACCCAAACUCAAAACCUAACGUCUUAUGCCUUCAAGGUAACUGAUCUUUUGAAAAGUAUUUUGGAUGAUGUAGAUUAAUACAUGAUGACGCUAGUGAAUGCAUGCAGUGAAAUGAAUGGCACAGGUCUAGAGUGAUUCAAGCGCUACAGAGGUAUAUAGGAGUGCUGUUGAUUUUCAUGAAUUCUUUAUUGAACAGAAGAGAGUCAUGUCGUAUCGAGGAAGAGGUGGUGGUGGAAGCUUCAAUCGUGGUGGUGGCAGCUUCAAUAGAGGUGGUGGCAGCGGCGGCUUCAGUCGAGGUGGCGGUGGCUUCAAUAGAGGUGGACGGGGUGGUGGAAGAGGUGGAUUUGGCCGUGGAGGUGGUGGACGAGGAGGUUUCAACAGAUCAUAUGACCAAGGACCUCCAGAAAGUGUAGUCAGUAAGUUACAGUCAUUUCUUAAUGUACAUGAAAUAAAACGUUUUGAUCCUGACUUUGAAUUCCUGAUCUCAAUAUGUUUCCCUUUUUUAUUUACAGUCCUGGGAGAGUUUAUGCACCCCUGUGAAGAUGACAUUGUUUGCAAAUGUGUGACUCAGGAGAGCAAAGUACCUUAUUUCAAUGCACCUGUCUAUUUAGAAAAUAAGGAACAGAUUGGGAAAGUGGAUGAAAUCUUUGGGCAGCUCAGAGACUUUGUAUCCUUUAGUUGUGUACUUUUGAAUGUUUGCAGAAGAUAAAUUACUGGCAUUUUCUCUCUCUUUAAUUUUCUAGUGUUCCAUAAUCUAGAACCUAAUUCCAGUAUAUCUUUUAAGAUUAAUCUCAGCCUUGUAUUUUAACAAUUUACCUGGUUUUCUGUAGUUCAUUCAAGCAAAUGGGCUGUUGGAGAAGGGGUGAAAUGCAACCCCACACAUUACCUUUGCACCCAGCAUAGAAACUUUUUUUGUGGUUAGCCUGUGUUUUUACUCAUGCAAGGGGCUUGUACAGAGAUGGAAUUAUAUGUCUGCCAUCCCAUCCUAUGAGUAUAAAGCAGGCUAGUAAAAAAAAAUUUUUUUGCAGGCAUAAUUUUGUCAGCUGAUUUACAAAGUUAGUUUGUUGGGAUCCCCAUUUGGUUUCUCUGUCUGUGGGGGAAGACAAAGCUUAAUGUCCACAUAGGGAUGUGUGUAAGAGCAUCUCCACCCCCAUCAUUCAGUUUGGACACUGAGAUCCAGCUCCAAGGGUCUUCUGGCAGUUCCCUCACUGCGAAAAGCAAAGCUACAGGGAACCAGGCAGAGGGCCUUCUCGGCAGUAGUGCCCUUCCUGUGGAAUGCUCUUCCAUCAGAUAUCAAAGAGAUAAUUUCUAAUAUAAAUGAUGACAAAGCUGUAAUAAGACUCAAACGUUGCUUGAGGCACUUUUCAUCCAUAUGAAAAGAAUUGGACAUGCAUUUAAUGUAAUCUUUCCUAAACAAGUCAAAUAGUAUUUUUCAGUCAAAUUGUCGGAAAACAUGAAAGCUGCUUCCUUCAAAAAGUUGCAAAAGGUAAAGUACCUAUUAACCAGCGUUUCAAAAUUCUGAACUUGGAUAAGGUGCAUGAAAGCUCUCAUACCAUGGGGUGUAUGAAGGCUUACCUUCUAAAUGCAUGUGCAGUAAGUAUUAAUGGUAUGUAAGGAGUCAUUGUGUGUAUAUGUUUGCGCAUGUGUGCACGCGCGCAUGUCUGCCAAUUGCAAAAUUAUAGUGUACACCAGGGGUUGUCAGCCUGGUCCUUACUGCCCACUAGUGAGCGUUUCUAGGUGGGUGGUAGGGGAUUCUAUGGCACAAGCUGAAUCCUCCUUCCAUUGAGCACUGGUGGGCGGUAAGGAAAUUUUACCAUCAAGAAGGAUGCAUUAGUGGGCGGCAGGUAUAAAAAGAUUGACUACCCCUGGUGUAGACCUAUUGUUAGCCUUAUUCAUUUAAACAGGUUGGACCCAGAGUUUCCCUUCCAAGAAUGGAAAGGUUCCCUUUGCGAAAGGAACUGACAGAGAUCUGGCAGAGGUUCCUGCUGGAGGAAGGGACGUUGAUUUCUGUCCAUUUUACCCACCCUUUGCACCAGCUCCCACCCUGUUUGAUAGCUGUUCUCUCCCAACCCUCCAAAGCAGUUUUUCAGGAGCCGUGGCUGCUGCAGAGCAAAGAAGGGAUUAGCAAAAAUCCCAUGAGUAGAGUUCACAUUGUGGCCCCUCUUCAUCCAAGCCAUAGGGUAUUCUUGCUGCUAAGUGACAGGGCACAUUGAGAUGAUGUUCACCUUGUUUAUUCGCUUGGAUUCAGCUACCACAACAGUCAAGCCCAACAUUUUGAGACUGGACUGGGAUCCAACAUUUUGGACCCUCUGCUGGCUUCUGCCAAUGAGCAUCCUGUCAGCAGCACUGCAUAUUUGGUGAACAGAAGGGGGAGGGCUCCAUCCACAAGCCUUAUGAGGAACGACUGAGGGAGUUGGGUAUCCUUAGCCUGGAAGAGAGCAGACUGAGAGGAGAUACGAUAUCCAUCUUCAUAUAACCAAAGGGUUGUCACAUGGAAGAUGAAGCAAGCUUGUUUUCUCCUGUUCCUGAGGCAGGAUAUUUAUUUCUUUGGUUUUAAAUAGAAGUAAAACUAUAUACGUAUGUAAUAUCAGUGUUCAAUUGCUAUUUAAUUAUUGUUUUUUCCCUAUGGUGUUACAGGUUCUUAUUCUUAUAUGUAAGGUUCCUUGAGUCCUGUCAGAGAAAAAGGCAGGAAAUAAAUAAAUAUCAUUAUGAUGCUGUGAAACUUGAUAUGUAUAGCAUAUGUUUCAGUGGGACUUGGUGAUGACUUUUCAUGGAUCAAGAAAGCAGUGCAACAUAGGGUUACAGCAACACCUAGUUCUAAUAUUAGCUGUUAAAUCUAAAGUAAACUUGCUUACUCUAACUUUUAAGUUAUAUACACAUGUAAGAAAGGUUUUGGACGAAACCUAACCUCGGCCUUUCCCUCCCCCCCCCCCGCAGUUUUAUAUCGAUCCAGCAAAAUUGCUCCCUCUGCAGAGAUUUUUGCCAAGGCCUCCAGGUGAAAAAGGACCUCCGAGAGGUGGAAGAGGAGGCCGUGGUGGAAGAGGAGGUGGCAGAGGUGGAGGUGGCAGAGGGGGAGGUAGGUAUUGUUGUCUGGAUGCAUGCAAUAAGGUGGUAGAGAUCUCUCUCUCCCCCCCCCCCCCAAUAAAAAAGUUUGAAAAUCCAGGUCUGGAAGCAAGAUGUUCCUGAUGGUUUUGGAAGUUGUACUACCUCAUUGCUGUCAUAAAAUAUACCUAUGUUUUAUUGUGCUUUUAAUUAUUUUUUAUUGUGCUUUUAAUAUUCUGUUGGGAGCCGCCCAAAGUGGCUGGGGGAAACCUAGCCAGAAGGGCCGGGUAUUAUUAAUUAAUUAAUUAAUUAAUUCAUUACCUUCUGCUUUUAUUUUCCAGGUGGUUUCAGGGGUGGCAGAGGUGGUGGAGGGUUCAGAGGAGGACGAGGUGGUGGAGGUGGCCGAGGAUUUAGAGGUAAGUAUAAUGGCAACAUUAUGGAAUUAAUUACCUAUGGUACUGUUUCUUGCAGUAUAGCUAUGCAAUAUUCAGCUACCUUUCUCUUAUUGUGACUUAGGUAAUUGUUUUAAACCUGUUUCAGAAAACGUAGGGUUUCUUGGAAAUUUAUCAAGAGCUCCUGAUCCUUACUGGAUGAUAGGUUUUCUUAAUAGUUUUUUCACAAGUACCUAUUUCCCCCCAGCAAUGUGCAACCAGAGGAGAGUGUUGGAUGUGCUCUGUGGUGCAUGUUGAGUUCAUGCACAGGGCACUGGUGAUGCUCCAAGGAUCUGGUAAGGGGUCCAGUGAAAUUCUGUACAACAUACAGCAUAACCCCGUAGUGAAUGAACAGAGGAGUCAUCUGCAGUGUGGACAGUGUUUGUUGAUGGUAAAAAGCUUUAAAACUACCAAGAGUAGAGUCAAGGUCAUUGGUAUCAUGCAUUAUUAUUAUUAUUAUUAUUUAUUUAUUGAAUUGAUAUCCGGCUCUUCCUCCCCAAGGAGCCCAGGGUGGCAAACAAUUCCAAAACAGAAGCAAAGCAAAAAUGUUUUAAACCAAUUACAGCAUUUCAAAAACAAUUACAAUGGUAAAGGUCUAAAAGCAGUUACACCUAGAAACAUACUUGAUCCAAUGAUAUUGAGGUUGGCAGCAACAAUAUUCUUCAGCCACCAAAUCCCCGGGUCAACAGAAAUGUUUUCAAAUUUGCCCUGAAAGUUUAUAAUGAUGGAGACAGGUGAGGUGCAGAGGUCCAGCUACUCCUGGAGGACAUGCUGUUGUUUGGCUAGGCGCUCCAAGCUGAGCAUAUUCUCUUACCUUAAUUUGUCAAGGCACUAACAGUUAAUUAAUAUUUAGGAAGAUGCCCAUUUUGAUGUUCCCACAUGUAGGAUGUUGCUACGUUGGGGCAUUGUAACAGCAAUACGGAAGGAGUCUUGCAAGUGUUUGUAACAGUGUUGUUACUACUGUUGGUAGUAAUCCUGCGCAAAGGCGCUUAUGGUUGUGAUGGGAAACACUUGGGAGCCCCAUUUCAUGUUACUUUUCUGGGAGAUCCUCACAUGUGAAGCUGGCCUUGGAUAGAAUACCCAGCCAAACUUCUACCAGUAAAUGGUAGAAUGUUAUCUAUAGUGCUUCAGUGGAAUGUUAAAACCACAAAUGCAGAUGUCUACGAUAUUGCAGGCACUACAACAACAACCUACCCUUUCGUUAUAAAACUUGUUGCAUUUUUCCAGGCUAGAUGGGAAUGAUGAUCUGAUUUGUGUUUUUCUUUCAAAUUAGGCAGAGGACGUUAA
Molecule: messenger RNA, 7908 nt
Organism: Podarcis lilfordi (Lilford's wall lizard)
Lineage: Eukaryota; Metazoa; Chordata; Lepidosauria; Squamata; Lacertidae
Source: the annotation of a GenBank genome assembly